Molecule: messenger RNA, 2934 nt
Organism: Paracoccidioides brasiliensis Pb18
Exons: 1
Coding region: 1-2934 (977 amino acids)
Source: RefSeq, a predicted model, not a curated record
AUGAGCAACGAUCCAUAUUGCCCAGAGAGGAACAACCCUUCCAAUGUUAAUUAUUUCCCUUCGCCACCCGUGCCCCCUAACCUGUACGGUUGGGAGAUAAAGGAUUUCAAGCUGAAAGAACUCGAAGCACUGAUCCGAUAUUAUGGAUGCGGUCGCAAGCAUAUGUCUGGCAGAUCCAAAAAAGAGAUGUUUCGAAACCUCCUCGGCAUCUUUCAGAGAAUACCAUCCAAGCCCUCUAAGAGUGAAUUUUUUGAUCAUAUCUGUGCUUUGGGCCUCUCGACUUUGGGCGAGGGCGCUGGUUCACAACAAGGGUCCCAUCGCCAACCCGCAGCGACUCAAGAAACGUCAAUUUCUCUGCUAUCCAGAACCGGUAAGCCUGGCUCUGUUGAACCAGUUCCAUUCAAUUCCGGUUUUCUUCCCGACCAGGAAAUAGCAAAAUGCCUUCGAAAGUCCUUGCUACAGUUUCACUAUCAACGACUUGAACGAGCUCCUAUCUGGUGCAUCAUCCAGCCCAUUCAGCCUGGAAUAAUCCCAAAUCUUGUAUCCCAGGAAAGAGGAGGCACAAAAUACCCCUGCCGUGGCCGCGGGCCAGUUGCAGGAAAUGUUAAUGACUUCGAAGCUAUUGACUGCGUCAUUGUCGCGGGAAAUUUGCUUGAUGCUGGGCUUACGAAAGCCGAUCGAGGCAUUGACUCACAAUGGGAUUCUAGACUCAGCGAACCAGAGAGAAUAUUUUUGAGAUUGGUGUCUAAAAAUUGGGAGGAAUUAUCCGAUUACAGUUUUAUGGAUCCGCUGAAGAGGAUGUUCAUUACGCACCUUCGAGGAUAUUCCUGGGGUGGUGUUUCUGCGGUUCGGUGGGUGUGGGAAAACUGUGCCAAAUCUUUCUCUCAAUUUCUUGUUCAGUAUUCUCAAAAUCCUCAACAUGAGCGCCCAUGCAAGCAAAGUGCUGCUGAACGAAGACCUUGGUCUUCCUGCUACGUGCCUCUCCAGAUUUGCAGUAAGGAAAACACUAUCCAGGCGCAACUGGCCAAUUUUUUUGAGAGACCUUAUCAUACGGAAUGUUCAGGAUGUGGAGAGGAUGUCAAGGUUUCACGAAACUUUGAGAGCCUACCAUUGCGCCUUGCUUUAGCAACAGAUGCCUGUGCGCCUCCUACAGCCCAUACUGCCAGCGCCAUUACUAUCAACUACCAAGACCUGAAGAAUAAUACGCAAAGCACAGUAUAUCGGUGGUUAGGUGGAAUAUACCCUGUUAAAAUGGGUGGAUCUUUUCGCUACAGGGUCUUUUGGAAUGAUCACGAGCGACAUGAAACCGAUAAUGGGAAAAUUCGAAUGUACGAUGGACACCAGCUCGAAGGGAAGAUUAUAGGGGGCAUUUGUACAACGGACAGCUCAGAGCGAGUUCCAUUAUCGUGGUGGGAAGGUCACUCGGCGUUGCUCUUCUACGAGAGAGUGCUUUUCCCUGCAAGACCUUACCUGCACGCGGCUCGUCGUGCCAUAGAGAAGAUUAUUCAAUCCGUCGAACACAAUGAGGUUUAUAGAGCUCCAGCUACAUCAUUAACCUCUAGCCGACCCUCUCUAUCAACAGGCCAAACACAAUCCGGAUUAGCGACCUCCUCGGGAACUUAUUUUACAAAUGUUAAUAUUCCCCUCGAACCACCAUCGCCAAGGAAAUCGAGUACACAAGACUCUGUACAAGCUGCGGUACCUCCCAGAUUUAGCUUCGGCCCACAACUCCAACGUAUAACGUCACAGCACCAGCGCCGCAUGGGACUUCCACCAAGUUCGCUAGGAACAGUCCGCUAUACCAUGGAUGGCAGGGGCCGGAGAAGUGGGGCUGUGGAAUACCCGGGAGUUCGUCAACAGAUGCACCCAUCUGCUUCCCAGCGACCGCAACGAAACGUACACAUUAGAGGUGUCCAGGGCUCUAAUAGAGUUCAGCAGUUACCAACAUCCCGUUAUCCAGCGUCAUAUCUGCCAGUGCCAUCUCAGAAGACUCCCUAUCAGCCAACAUCACCUCAGCGAGCACCCUAUCAACUACUGCAUCACCAACCAUUGCACUCCAAACCAGCGCACCACCGGCCAGCAGCCCUUCAGCCGGCAGCUCCUCAGCAAGCACGUCCCCAACCAAUGCAAGUAAUCCAACCACCAUCAUCUGCGUUUCAAAGCGCUAACCAGGGUGGACAUGUCAUUGUUCCAGGCUUGGAUUCUUCGGCUUCAAAUCCGCAAAUAGUAUCCACCCCGGGGAUUGCAAUUCCGGAAAAUCUCCCCUUAAAUGCCUUUGAUGACGCAUUUAAACUGCUGGGAAAACCCCAACUCACUAACUUUUCAGGUCAGAACUUGCCUUUGCCCUCUGCCCCGGAGAGUGUGAACCAGCAGUAUAAUCCUGCUACGGCUGAACAAUCACUGAAUCCCUUCCCUCAAGGACCAGAGCCGGACGGACCUUACGCGCCGACAUCGUCCGGAAAACCUGUAGCUAUAACUCUACCAGAACCUCCAUCCUUCGUCUCCGCACAGCCUCAACGACAGAAUACGUUCCCAGUUAACAAGGACCAAACUAUUGAUCCCAGGCUUCUUGAACUUAACAAUCCGUACUUUGCAAAUUACAUAGCCUCGUUCGGACGAGAUCCUGGGCAUAUAGAUGAUCAGCCGAGCCAGAAUACAUCAGAGGUACCGACCGUUAACCCCGAGCAAAUCUCUGAGAAUAACCCAUUAGUUCAACGAUACUAUGAAGUGGCCUUUGAUGAACCGGGACUCCAGCCGAGCCAGCCAGCUGUGCAAGAUGGAGCAAGUAAUCCACCCCUCCAAAUGCAACCAGAUAACUCCGCUUGGAAGUAUUCAGAGACAUAUCAGUAUCUGGAGCAAAAUGACUCAUCUAGGAAGCGUAAGCAAGCACCAGAAUAUGAAGAGGUCAUCUUUGAGGAAUCCGGAGAACCUUGA